Messenger RNA from Pisolithus orientalis, 3195 nucleotides. RefSeq lists its product as uncharacterized. The record is from RefSeq and is a predicted model, not a curated record. The transcript is spliced from 4 exons. Bases 1 to 3195 code for a protein of 1064 amino acids. NCBI's taxonomy places the organism in Eukaryota, Fungi, Basidiomycota, Agaricomycetes, Boletales, Pisolithaceae.
AUGGAUCAAGACUCUAUCAAGGUUCUCCUCAAAUUGUCCGUUGUAUGGCACGGAAACCUUGUAAAGAACAAGGUUACUUUCGUCUACGCCACCAAGGAUCCUCUUAUACUCGCGCUCGAUGGCUUGUCUGAAGUGCCCGACAGUUUUCACAGUAAAAAUCGAGACGGGACCGAUGGUUUUACUGCGCAGGCCCCAUACUCAGCAGUUAAGCUUGGUCAGGCGCGCCAAACCAAUAGGCUCCCGUCCGCGAAGGCGGGUUCACCAGCUGGGCUUGCAGUAGGGCCUACUGAUUCAUGUUCUCUUGACAUCUCGUCCGAGGGCCCUCCUUCAGACACUCGCCCUACCGCUUUGCACAUGCGGGACUCGAGUUCGAAGCACUUGGUAGUCAAGGAGGACCGGGUCCCAUUUCGGCUAUUGGACGCGCAGGUCGACGCUGUAGCUAUCGAUGCUCUCCGAUCUUUUUUGUCUCAAGGCCAAGAAGAUACCCAUAUAUAUACGCCCAACAAGUUACGGCGAUUGUACCGCUCCGCAGAAUGGAGAGGUCAGCUAGGGCAAUUGGACUCUUCCAUGUUGAGCGCUCUGAUAUCCGUAUUUGGAUCCUUAUGCCUCGGUUCCCGUGAAGGGCGUGCGUAUAGUUCGCCACUGCUGUCUCGCGUGCAAGGAGAGGUCGCUCCGAACCGCAGUAGCUAUUGGUCGUUCCUCUUGAAAGCGGCAUCCUUAAAGGUGCAACGCAGGAUGGCGCUCACUGAUUCUGACCGGUUCUGGUUGAUGCAAGCUGCGCUGGCCGCUUCGGAAGCUCUCAUUGCCAGGCCAUGCGAUAAAAUUUCCCAGAAACAGCUAGCUGUCCUCAUAAACCGCGCACGUACUCACUACUACGCAAUCCGGAGUCAUUCUUUUCAUCCCACAGUCCACGUUCCGUAUCUACAGACAUUGCUGGACACCCACGAUCCGCGCUACGUCGAAGUUCUUGCCCGGGACAUGUCAUAUGUGUUACGAACCCACCGUUCCUGUCAUCCCAAGAUUCUGCGGGUACUUUAUCAACUGAUCCUCGAGCACGGCACGACUUUAUCCAACAGAGCUCGAGAAGUCGUGCUUUCGUCUCUUUGGACACGCCUGCAGGAGGUCCGCCGUUAUCGAGAGGAGAACGAUGGUACAACAAUGAGCAUCAACACUUACCGUCCUGAUAUUCCAGUGGGCGUCUUGUGCGUUGCGCGUUGCCUGUCGGGCUUCUUGGUUGAGCCGCUCGAUUGCCGUUCGCCACACUAUUACCGAUCAUGGUUCAUUGAGGAACUUUUCACUCUGUUUCAAUCGUGCUCGGAUGUGGCUGCUACCGGCAGCGCUUUACUAGACGACGGGCCCUUGGAACAGCUGCAGUCGGCUGCGACUUCCUGCUGGCAAGUCAUCUUUGGGUUGGCCACGGUAGAGAAGCUGGUGAAAACAUCCGCCCUGUCCUCAACGGAGAGAUCUGUACCAGGAAGGAACAAUAUUCGGGAUGUUCUUUGCGCCCUGUAUGAGAGAUGGUUGCAAGUGAUUGACGCACAAACUGUCCCUCGCGAUAUCGCUUGUGCCGUCAUGGCGUCGUUCUUCAGAUUAGCUGGUAUCGUGCAUGAUGCCUCACUCGUUGAGGGUUGCCUUGCCCUAUGUGAUCUUGGAACGUUAUGGGGACCAGCAUCCUUCAAAAGUCUUACGAAACAUUAUGACCAUUCGAACACCUUCAUGACUGCUCAGUACCUCGUUACUCUCCUGCGCCUGCAUGGCCCAAAUGCAGAUAUGGUUCUUAGGACUAUCGAUGCCAUUUCGACAGACGUUCAGUGGCAACGCGGUGUGGUCACCAUUGCCGUAAGAGAGCUAGCGUCAACCGAACCCGUACUUGCUCUCGCGGUUUUCGAUAUUGUGAAGAAGGCUGGAGUGGAUGUCGACUCCAGCGUUUUUAAUGUUCUUGUGAUGUCGUUCACUCGUGGUGGGAUGCUCGAGUAUGCAGUUCGGUUUCUCAAGGACAGGAAAUCCCAACUUUCUCGAGAGCAGUGCGAUAUGCUCGUGGGUGCUAUCGCACUACGUAUUCAUGACGUCAAACGGACUCGCUCAUUCCCAACGACCCUCGCGUCGAUCGUGGACGCCGUAGUUGAGUUGUAUGGUUUCCAAUCUCCUCCCGUCUACCUGCGAGGGCGCGUGGAAAGUUUACUUUUCUUUUGGUGUCAGAACGGCAGAGCUCCGGAGGCUGUGGAUAUGGUUCUUGGGAUUACACGCAGCACGCCUAAAUACUUUAUGCCGACCUUUUUCCGCGGUCUUUGUCGUACGCUGCUGCGACAUCGGCAGUUCAAGUGCACUGUCAAAGUUCUUCCAAUCGUCGAAUUCUUGUAUCCUAGUAUCGCACGCCGGUUGCUGAUCACGGUAGCGAACACCGCAUUUCGAGCAGGAGCAACAAGAGUCGCGAAAAAAUUUCAUUGCAAGCUCAACCGGUCCUCGAAAUUCUACCUUUGGUAUCGAGCGCAGCUUAAUCUCCCCUCUGAAAGGAGGAUCCCACGGCGCCUCGCGUCCCUCAAGUUGUCCACCUUCCUGUGCAAUCUCUCUCACGACGACCCUACGUUCGAGUGCAUGUUUGGGGAGCUCCUCAAGUCCGGACGUGUGCUCGCUGUCAAACGUGUCUUCGCCCGCGUCACGCCAGCUGUCUCUCCUUCUCGUCUUACCGCCCUCGGCAAUCUUCUCUUACACGGCAUCUCCAUACAGCCAAUCCCACGCAACGGUCGCCGACUCCGUAAGCUACUCUCGCUCAUCGAAGACCUUACUAGCCAGCAUGGGUUCCAACCGGACAGAGUUACCGUGAACAUUAUUGUCAAGACAAUGAUCAGCUGGAGGGCCAUGUUCGACAGUGUCCGGCUACGCGCCUUGUUUGAUCACUUGAUCCGCGGAAGAUAUCCGGCUGGUGAUUACUCCUCUCAGUACCUGCCGUUUGGAACUGUACCUGGGCCUGCUGGACUGCCUCUCAUGGUAGGGAAAAUUGGGCUAUUGUCACAUAUGGAUUUCGAGCGGCACGUGAAACCUUUAUAUCGUAUGUUUGUCAAGGCGUUUCAUGUGAGAGGGGAUGUUGAGGCUGCUCGGAGGGUCGCUGGUAUAUUGAGAGUGGAAGAGGGAAGACAUGGAUCUGCGAAUUUGAGGGAAGGGGGAGGGAAUGGGACUAAGACACGUCGUAGGUAG